AUGGCGUCGUCCAACAAGGCCUGCACCGCCGCGCUCCUCCUCCUGCUGGCCCUCGUCAUCGCCACGGCGGCCGACGCGGCGAAGAACAUCGCGUCGUCGGAGCCCCUCCCUAAGAAGAUUUGGCCGGCGAGGCAGGACGCGUCGGCGACGUGCGUGGGAUCGCUUCUGGCGCUGAGCCCGUGCCUGGCCUUCUUCAAGGACGCUGGUAUGUCGGAGGCGCCGCAGGGGUGCUGCGAGGGUAUGGGCGGCAUCAUCCAGGACCAGGCGGCGUGCCUCUGCCACAUCGUCAACCACACCCUCGAGCGUGCCAUCGGCGUCGACAUCCCCAACGACCGCGCAUUCUCCCUCAUCGGCGACCUCUGCGGCCUCUCCCUGCCACAGGACAUCAUGGACACCUGCGCCAACGGCCGUGAGGUGCCGCCGCUGUACGUUUGCCCGGCGCCGUCGGCCUGAUCC
Lolium perenne is the source of this 456-nucleotide messenger RNA. RefSeq names its product non-specific lipid-transfer protein C6-like. NCBI's taxonomy places the organism in Eukaryota, Viridiplantae, Streptophyta, Magnoliopsida, Poales, Poaceae. The record is from RefSeq and is a predicted model, not a curated record.